AACACACAUUUAGCAGUUACAUCUUCAUUAAAUCGAUGAACCUAACUUUACAGAUCGAUGUAACGGUCACAAAGUUCUUUAUUUGGACUUUCCAGAGUAUUGAAGUUUGAAUAUGCCAUCUACUAGGCGGCAAACUCAGAAGUACAAAUGGAUAUAUCAGUAUCAGUAUCAGUCGCUGUCCACGACACUCAAGCAAGUGUUCAGCAAAUCCUUCGACAAUUUUCUAUCACUACUAGCAGCCAAUUCCAGUGGUUGUUGCAGAUUCCAAAUCACCCGAAACGCCUCUCCGCCAUGCAUAAAUUCAUCGUUUCACUUCUGGCCAUGGCUGCCUGCACACCUCUUCUUGUGUCUGCAAGCUGUGGUGUCGAAGGGUUCAAACGUUCAGAAUACGGUACCUUUUGUCUCGACGGAACUGCUGCGACAUCAUGCUGUGGGUACGGAUCCUGCAACAUCUUUUGCGAUAACUGCGAUGGCGGUUGUCGUGAAGAGAACUAUGACGGUUGUGUGAUGCUUGCCAACUACAACAGGGAGCAAUGCCUCCACUUCUCCGUGGCAGAAUCUGAGAGACCAACUUCUCCGACAGUCGCCGUGCAGGAUGAGGCACAUGUUGGUCGAGUGAGGAAACUGAUAAUGUUGACUUUGCCUUCUCUGGGCCGGAGUUGACACUGAGGUUCGAGGACUGUAAAGUUACCGAACCAUGUCUGGAGGGAACGGAAAGCUGGCCGGAUCAUUCGGAGAGGCUUCUGACAGCAAUAAGAAUCAGUGAACAAGAUCCUACCCUUGUGCAAGGCUG
Molecule: messenger RNA, 793 nt
Organism: Exophiala viscosa
Lineage: Eukaryota; Fungi; Ascomycota; Eurotiomycetes; Chaetothyriales; Herpotrichiellaceae
Exons: 4
Coding region: 148-663 (171 amino acids)
Source: RefSeq, a predicted model, not a curated record